GUAUAAAUAAUAUAAAAUAGGUUUUGAAAUCAUAAAGAUGUGAACAUUUUAAAUCGAAAAUGUAUAACAGAGAACUUUAGCUUUGGCGCUUUCAGGAUCGCACUCGCACGUGAGAAGUUUAGAAUCGAUAAAGUGUUCGCGUUGGGGGUCAACUGUAGGACGAAACAUCAUUCUGCUUCGAAGGGUCUGAGUGGCUUGUCACGCGUUACGUUAGAUUUUUAAUUUCUAAAUACAGUACCAGUAAUCACUGUUUCAAAAUGCCUGUCCAAAGUAUCAAGGCACGACAAAUCUAUGAUUCUCGUGGUAACCCCACUGUGGAGGUUGAUCUUGUAACAGACAUGGGUCUGUUCAGGGCUGCAGUACCUUCGGGUGCAUCAACUGGUGUUCAUGAAGCCUUGGAACUACGAGACAAUGAUAAGUCAAAAUAUCAUGGGAAAUCUGUCUUUAAAGCUGUAGAUAACAUUAAUACUAUUAUUACGCCUGAAUUAUUGAAGGCAAAUUUGGAAGUUACACAGCAAACAGACAUUGAUAACUUCCUUUUAAAACUUGAUGGUACACCAAAUAAAUCAAAACUUGGUGCAAAUGCACUUCUGGGUGUGUCAUUGGCAGUUUGUAAAGCAGGAGCUGCUAAGAAGGGAGUGCCAUUAUACAAAUAUAUUGCAGAAUUAGCUGGAAAUGCCAACAUUAUUCUACCCGUUCCAGCUUUUAAUGUUAUCAAUGGUGGUUCCCAUGCAGGAAAUAAAUUGGCAAUGCAGGAGUUCAUGAUUUUACCUACAGGAGCUGCUAACUUUACAGAAGCAAUGAAAAUGGGUAGUGAAGUUUAUCAUCAUCUUAAAGCUGGUAUUAAGAAGAAGUUUGGUCUUGAUGCCACUGCAGUUGGUGAUGAAGGCGGUUUUGCACCCAAUAUUUUGGAGAACAAGGAAGCUCUAAAUUUAAUCAUUGAUGCUAUUAAAGUCGCUGGAUAUGAAGGAAAAAUUAAGAUUGGUAUGGAUGUUGCUGCAUCUGAAUUCCAUAAAAAUGGAAAGUAUGAUUUGGACUUCAAGAAUGAAAAGUCUGAUCCCAAUACAUACCUGGAACCACAAGCCUUGAAGAAUUUAUAUUUAGAAUUUGUUAAAGAAUUUCCGAUUGUUUCGAUUGAAGAUCCAUUUGAUCAGGAUGACUGGGAAUCAUGGACGUCUAUGACUUCGUCUACUCCUAUUCAAAUUGUGGGUGAUGAUCUCACUGUCACAAAUCCUGAAAGGAUUGCAACUGCUAUAGAGAAGAAAGCUUGCAACUGUCUUCUAUUGAAGGUUAACCAAAUAGGUACCGUUACAGAAUCAAUUAAUGCUCACAAACUUGCCAAAAAUGCUGGUUGGGGCACUAUGGUAUCUCAUCGAUCUGGAGAAACAGAAGAUACAUUUAUCGCUGAUUUAGUUGUUGGACUUUCAACUGGUCAGAUUAAGACUGGCGCACCUUGUCGUUCAGAACGUUUAGCCAAGUACAAUCAAAUUCUACGUAUUGAAGAAGAGUUGGGCGCAGCUGCCAAGUUUGCAGGCGAGAAAUUCCGUAAUCCUCAGGCUUAAAAAUUCUGCCAUUUUCUUCAGUGAUGUAAGGCGUUCUAGUUAUUAUAUUCAUCGUAACGAAAAUGAAAACCUGUACUUCUAUCACCAUUAAAAUUGUGUUGGUUAAAUAGAGUAAAAUAACUUUAAUCGUAGCGUGACGAAUUAUGGGAAUUAUACAGAUAGACUUAGAUACGAAGAGUAAAAUGUAGUCACUGCUAAAAAUAUCAGAGAUUACUUAAUUAAUUGAUAUCAUUACGAUUACAAAGUAUAACAGGCAGGUUACCAGUGCAUUUUAAAAUACCAGUAAUUCAGACAUAUAAAUGUGUGAAAUUAUUUAUUAUGUACCUACUGCUUCCUUUUUCGUAUGUAUUUUGAAGGUUUGGAUGUUGUUCAACUCAUUGUUGAAUUAGAUGAGGUUUCCUAACUUAAACGUAUCAAAGAAUAAGUAGGCCUGGUGUCUGCCAAUUUGGAAGCGCAAAUAAAAAAUUGUGAAUAAACGUUACGAUGAUUGUUAAUUGUUACAUGUAUGAAUACUAUACAUAAUAAUAAAGACAGAAAAAGUGUUUAAAUACAAAUUAUAGAUA
Molecule: messenger RNA, 2125 nt
Organism: Dufourea novaeangliae
Lineage: Eukaryota; Metazoa; Arthropoda; Insecta; Hymenoptera; Halictidae
Gene: Eno
Product: enolase
Exons: 7
Coding region: 258-1562 (434 amino acids)
Biological process (GO): glycolytic process
Cellular component (GO): phosphopyruvate hydratase complex
Molecular function (GO): phosphopyruvate hydratase activity; magnesium ion binding
Source: RefSeq, a predicted model, not a curated record